UAUAUUUCUCUUUGAGGAGCCAAAAAGUAGGCAGCUCAUGACUUCUGAUCAGGACACUAAUGUUGUGGCUGAACCGCAGGUACAGCAAGUACAAGAAGUUAAGGACAGUUCUCAUCUGGAGCCAGCCAAGGUUUCUGAAUUAAAUCCUAAUGCAAAAGUGUGGGGGAAUCACAUGGUACAAGUGGAAGCAAGUGGUACUGAAGGUGGUGUGAGCAAAACCUGGGAAGAAAUAACAGAUCAUCCACCAGAUUCCUCUAAAAAAGCAUUAGAGGCCAAUGGUGAUGGUGACAAAAAGAGCCAGAAUGAAUCAUUAACAGAAGAUCAAGAACCAUCACUAUCUGUUCCUUUAUCAGACCAAACAGAUAUGAACCCUUUGGCUCUAGAUCAUGCAGAAUACAAAACUAUACAUGAAAACGCUGAGACAGGAAGUAAAGAAGACUUUAAGCCAGAAGGUCAAGGAGAUUUACGAGAAGUGCUUAAAAACACACUGGAGUUCUGCUUAUCAAGAGAGAAUCUUGCCAGUGACAUGUACCUUAUAUCUCAGAUGGACAGUGAUCAGUAUGUGCCAAUAAUGACGGUAGCUAAUCUUGAUCAUGUCAGGAAGCUGAGCACAGAUAGGGAUUUGAUUGUUGAAGUGCUGCGAUCAUUGCCUUUAGUCCAAGUUGAUGAGAAAGGUGAAAAAGUCAGGCCAAACCAAAAUCGCUGCAUUGUAAUUUUACGUGAGGUACCCGAAUCUACUCCAAUUGAUGAGGUUGAAGCACUCUUCAAAGGUGAGAACCUGCCCAAGUUCAUCAACUGUGAGUUUGCCUAUAAUGACAACUGGUUUAUUACAUUCGAGUCUGAAGCAGAUGCGCAACAGGCUUACAGAUACCUUAGAGAAGAAGUGAAAUUUUUCCAAGGAAAACCAGUUAAGGCAAGAAUAAAAGCAAAAGCAAUAGCUAUAAAUACAUUUUUGCCAAAGAAUGGAUAUAGACCUCUGGAUAUGAAUAUCUACACACAACAGCAUUAUACAACAUCAUUGUACUUACCUCCAGUAUACAGUCCCCAGCAGCAAUUUCCACUGUAUAGCUUCAUUGCACCACAGACUUGGUCUACAACACACAGCUAUCUUGAUCCAUCACUGGUCACAGCAUUUCCAAAUACUGGAUUUAUCAAUGGAUUUACAGCUCCUUCUUUCAAGCCAACUGCUUCUCAACUGACUUCCCUCAGGCAGUAUUCUCCAAGAAACAGAAAUCCCAGCAAAUCACAUCUACAACAUACAAUUUCUACUGCAGACAGAGGGACUGGAUUGCUAGAGUGUCCUACAAUAUUCAAUCUUUCUGCUGACCAAUUAAUCAACAGACAACCAGGACAAAACAGAACACGGAUGCAAAGUACUACAAGCUACACGAAACGAGAAGUAGGGAGCGGGCGAGUAGAAUCCACAGCUUCAGAUUCAUCCCCCAGCUUAGGCAGAGGAAGAAAAAACUCUUAUGGCUAUAGAAAAAAGAGAGAUGACAAGUUCACGGUGAGUAUGUGAUGUCUAGUUGUUCACUUGAGGCUAGAAGAUUCUUGACUAACACAGCCUCAAUGUGGAAUGAUUUGAAGUGAUGUUAUACAGCAACUAAGCAAUAAAAACAUAUAUUCUAAGUAACUCCAAAUUGUCAUGAGGUAAAUGCCAAGGUUGCUGCUGACUCAAAUUUGCAUCAGACGUUCAAGUUGUUAAAGCAAUUUUACAAAAAUCUCCUCUUCCUCCUCCUCCUCUUCCUUCUCCUUUGGAAUUCCUUUUCUGACCAAAAUGAAUCUGUUCUACAAAACAUAGAAAAUUCUCCCAUAACAAAAUAACUGAUUCUCAUUUUAGGUCUCAAUGCUUUCCCACAUACUCCUUGGUUUUUUAACUAACCAUGUUCUUAUUCUCUCCCUACCAACUAUAAUUUCAACCUCUUUUUUCUUAUGCUUUUAAGUGGCAUAAUGUUUUGUUUGAAGACUAGAAUCUGCCUUUCCAUUUUUCCCACAGAACAGAGAUAUGCUUGCAUUUAAUGCUAUUUUGUUUCAUACUUUGGUCAUAUUGGUAAGGCAAAGAAACAUUUUAAUGGCACUUAAUGCUUGGAAA
This is a messenger RNA of Protobothrops mucrosquamatus (brown spotted pit viper), 2092 nucleotides long. RefSeq names its product la-related protein 4B. NCBI's taxonomy places the organism in Eukaryota, Metazoa, Chordata, Lepidosauria, Squamata, Viperidae. Gene Ontology annotation, cellular component: cytosol; cytoplasmic stress granule. The record is from RefSeq and is a predicted model, not a curated record. Bases 38 to 1519 code for a protein of 493 amino acids. Gene Ontology annotation, molecular function: mRNA 3'-UTR binding. Gene Ontology annotation, biological process: positive regulation of translation. The transcript is spliced from 12 exons.